This is a messenger RNA of Octopus sinensis (East Asian common octopus), 1861 nucleotides long. RefSeq names its product zinc finger protein 525. Lineage: Eukaryota; Metazoa; Mollusca; Cephalopoda; Octopoda; Octopodidae. The record is from RefSeq and is a predicted model, not a curated record. The coding region runs from base 390 to 1382 and encodes 330 amino acids. The transcript has 4 exons.
GAAGCCUUUAUUUAACUACGGAAGUCCAUAUGUGUAAUCAAUCAAAGGCAAAAAUUAACAGUGCGAAAAAAGUGAAUACGAUAAAAUAAAAAUAGAUAUUAAAAAAAAAACUUCAUAGGAAGCAUCCAGAAGCAUUGAAGUAAACCUUUAUACAUUGGAAAAUUAGAUGAGAACAGAAUUUGUUCUACUAAUUGGAUCAAAUCAUGCCCAGACAAUCAAUAGUCUUGUUAUCCAAAGUGUUGGAACCAAAAUUGCAAUGCUUCCAAAUUGGUCCCUCUGUCAAGAUUCUUUCAUGAACAAAUUCAACAUUGACCCUCUUUAGACAUGCUUAGUAAAAAGACCUUAUCUUUUUGCUAUGAUUAAAGUCCCUAUGUAUCCAAAGUACCAGCAUGCCUCAUAAUUGCAACCUCUGUAACAAGACUUUCAAGAGUCGUAAUCGUUUGGAACAGCACAUUCUCAAACACACUAAGACCUUCAUUUGUCAGGUGUGUGAAAAAUCUUUCCGCAUAAAGUCUCAUUUACUCAUUCAUUUGCGGUACCAUACAGGUGAGAAACCUUAUCAUUGUGAACAAUGUGACAAGAAGUUUCCCAUACUGGCGACGUUAGCUGCACAUCGCCGCAGUCAUACUGGGGAAAGACCACAUCAGUGUGAUCUCUGUCCAAAAGCAUUUGGUACAAGGCACUAUCUUCAAGCACAUCGACGAUUUCACACAGGUGAAAAGCCAUAUCAGUGUGAUCAAUGUGAGAAGGCAUUUUGUAUUCGCAGUAACUUAUUAGAACACCAGCGAACACACACGGGUGAGAAACCUUUCAAGUGUGACUACUGUGACAAAUCAUUCAGCACUCGUAGCAACCAAGCUAAGCAUCACCGGAUUCACACUGGAGAAAAAAAAUUUGUAUGUCAAUAUUGUGACAAAGCCUUCAUUGAUAAUUCCAGACUGCAGAAACAUGUCAUUGCACACCUCAAAAAGCUGAUUCAUAAAUGCAAAUAUUGCAAGGAAACAUUUGAUACUGUAGAUAGUUGGAGCAUGCACUUGAAAGCACACCGUGCUGAUAAACCUUUUAAAUGUUUGAACUGUGAAGAGGCAUUUAACAGCAAAUCUGAGUUAGCUGCACAUCGAAAAAUACACAGUUCUAAGAAACCUUUUGCAUGUGAUAUGUGCACAGAUGCAUUUUCCAGCCGCUAUGCCCUAACAAUGCAUCGGCGACAACAUAGUACGCUUUACUCCUGUAAAUACUGUGAAAACACUUUCACUUCCACCAUAGAGUGGAGCACACACAUUCAGCAGCAUCUUGCAGAAAAGCCAUUCAAAUGCAAUUUCUGCACAGAAGCUUUCUCUAGUAGCUAUGAUCUAUUGAAACAUAAACGAGUACCACACUGACAUGAGGCACAUUCCUGGGAUAUAUUAACUGACACAAUUUGGUGGGUUUAUCAGUUGCUAUGUAUAAUUAGAUUUAAGGAACCUAGAAGGGUUUCACACCCAGGAGGGUAACUUGGCACAGCCUGAUGGUUUACACUAGUUGGUGCACAUAAAUGAGUAUAGCUUUGUGUGUAUGUGUGAACAAUUGAGCCCUUUACCUAAAUUUUCCCCAAGACACGACACUACUUUUCAUUUCUCUAACUGCAAUUUUUCCUCGAUAUCACUAAUCUUUCUCAUCACCUAGAAUCGUUUUACCUGAUAUCCAUCCCUCAUCCUUAAUAUUGUCCUCUCCAACCACAUAUUUCAUUGUUCCUCCCAACCAAAUCAUCUCACCUUCUCUGCCAUUAUAUGUCAUUCACUCUUCCCAUGCCCUAUGCCUCCUGUCUCUCCCAUCCUACAUGCUCUUGUAACCUACCUUGCUACUCAUCAUUUUCCACUUC